AUGAAAAGUCAAGAGAUCAAGUUGGAUGAUAAGCUUCAGCGCUCCAGGGUCCAAGCUCUUUCCACGACUGAGGAAAAGGAGAGUUGGAGGGGCAGGCGGUCCAGCGGCAGGACCGAGGGGCCCCCGAAGCCUGGUGGGAAUGCCACUUGUGAAAAGGCGGCGGGGGCGGAGGUGCGGGACGCGGGCCCGCAGCCCGGCCCGGCCGCUUGGUCCUCCCUCUCCCUCUCUCGCCGUCUAUGCUCAUAUUUGGAGUUGGCUGCUCUUGCCCAGGAAUUUCCCGUCAUGCCUCCCGACGCCCUGUCGCCCGCAGCCGGGGAGGGACAGACAGCGGGGAGCCCGGCCAAGGCCACGGCGGCUGCCUGCCUCUGCCCCGCCAGCCUGUCGGUCCGCCAGCCUUCGGUCCGCCCGUCCGUGCGCCCGCCGCCGCCGCGCGCCCUGCGCCUCGGCCUCCAGCUCUGCCUCUGCCUGGCCGCGGCGGCUGCCCGACAGCCGGGGUCAUGUAGGGAUAGAAAGAACUGUAAGGUGGUCUUUUCCCAGCAGGAACUGAGAAAGCGACUGACACCCCUCCAGUACCAUGUAACUCAGGAGAAAGGAACUGAGAGUGCCUUUGAAGGAAAAUACACAAGUCACAAAGAUCGUGGAAUGUACAAAUGUGUUGUUUGUGGGACUCCUUUAUUCAACUCAGAAACCAAAUAUGACUCUGGUUCAGGUUGGCCCUCAUUCCAUGAUGUGAUAAGUUCAGAUGCAAUUACAUUCACUGAUGACUUUUCCCAUGGGAUGCAUAGAGUUGAAACAAGCUGCUCUCAGUGUGGUGCUCACCUUGGGCAUGUUUUUGAUGAUGGGCCUCGACCAACUGGCAAAAGAUACUGCAUAAAUUCCGCUUCCUUGUCUUUCUCUCCUGCGGAGAAUGGGAACACCGAAGACAACACCAUCAACAUCCCAGCCCAAGCUGGCAAAAUGGAGCUGUAGAAUCAAAUUCAAUAUGAAAUAACGAUCUUACCAGUUAGUAAGGGAAAAAAAUCAAAAUUGUCUAUUAUCUUAUUCCACAUAUGCAUUUAUAUUUUUCAAAUUAGAAGGUAGUUUGUGCUAUUGAUUUUUUCUUCCUUCUCUUCCUUUUGCUUAAACAGAGAAGCCUUAGCCAGGAGUAUAUUUUGCUAUUGAUUAUAUUCUUAACUAUUUGUAUGUAGAUUUGGAGAAAAGAGAUAGUUUUGAGAAUGCCUUAUCAUUAGAUAUUUGAGUACCAAGCUGCAAUACUUUUUUAAAAGUGGAUUUAAAGAAUCUCUCCCUUGAAUAAGAAGGAGCUGGUGAUUUGGCCUCCAGACUCCAAAUUAGAGCAUUUCAGUGUCAAGGCAAUUUGAAGAGAACUGAGGCUGAGUAGUGAGUUCAGACCUGCAAGACAGAUGGCCAUAGAGUAUUUAUAUGGAUCUAUUGAAGAUAAGGAUGGAGUGAUGCCUUUACCCUAUUUGUAGAUUUUGUGGAAAAUUUGAACUAAGGCAGUUUAUUCCCACUAAAAGGGUGUGAAGGUCUAAAGUCUUUCCUUAUGUGAAAUUGCUGCCAGAUCUGAGGGGGUAUGGAGAGUGUUGUGGAAGGGGGAAG
Molecule: messenger RNA, 1596 nt
Organism: Sarcophilus harrisii (Tasmanian devil)
Lineage: Eukaryota; Metazoa; Chordata; Mammalia; Dasyuromorphia; Dasyuridae
Gene: MSRB3
Product: methionine sulfoxide reductase B3
Biological process (GO): protein repair; response to oxidative stress
Cellular component (GO): cytoplasm
Molecular function (GO): peptide-methionine (R)-S-oxide reductase activity
Source: RefSeq, a predicted model, not a curated record